GGCGCCGUCUUGAUACUUUCAGAAAGAAUGCAUUCCCUGUAAAAAAAAAAAUACUGAGAGAGGGAGAGAGAGAGACAGAGAGAGGAAAAGAGAGAGACGGAGAGAGCGCGAGACAGAGCGAGCCAGGCAAUCUGACCGAGCAGGUCAUACGCCUCCUCCUCCUCCUCCUCCUCUCUGCUCCUCGCUGCUCAGGUGACCCGAGGGGAGACUCAGCCUCGGAGCCGCGGAGGAGCCCGGUGCACAGGAGCCUCCCUCGCAGGAUUGCAGAGUCCUCGCCCCCUUUUACAGCUUGGCCCCUGUUAUCCUGUCGUGCCUGGUUUUUUGGAUUUUUUCCCUUCCCUUUCUUCUCUUUGCUAAACCACCCCUCAAGGAUUUUUUCAAAGCCCUCUGGUUCGCUCACCUUUCCUUCCCAACCUUCCCAUUCCCCCACUGAGAGCGAAUCAUUAAGCGACCCCCGGCCCUCCGACGGCAGGAGCCCCCCGACCUCCCAGGCCGACCGCCCUCCCUCUCCGCGCGCGGGUGCCGGGCCCGGCGAGAGGGCGCGAGCGCAGCCGAGGCCAUGGAGGUGACGGCGGACCAGCCGCGCUGGGUGAGCCACCACCACCCCGCGGUGCUCAACGGGCAGCACCCGGACACGCACCACCCGGGCCUCGGCCACUCCUACAUGGACCCGGCGCAGUACCCGCUGCCCGAGGAGGUGGAUGUACUUUUUAACAUCGACGGUCAAGGCAACCACGUCCCGUCCUACUACGGAAACUCGGUCAGAGCCACGGUGCAGAGGUACCCCCCGGCCCACCACGGGAGCCAGGUGUGCCGCCCGCCCCUGCUGCACGGAUCCCUGCCCUGGCUGGAUGGCGGCAAAGCCCUGGGCGGCCACCACACCGCUUCGCCCUGGAACCUCAGCCCCUUCUCCAAGACGUCCAUCCACCACGGCUCCCCGGGGCCCCUCUCCGUCUACCCCCCGGCCUCGUCCUCCUCCCUGUCGGGGGGCCACGCCAGCCCGCACCUCUUCACCUUCCCGCCCACCCCGCCCAAGGACGUCUCCCCGGACCCAUCGCUGUCCACCCCGGGCUCGGCCGGCUCGGGCCGGCAGGACGAGAAAGAGUGCCUCAAGUACCAGGUGCCGCUGCCCGACAGCAUGAAGCUGGAGUCGUCGCACUCCCGCGGCAGCAUGACCACCCUGGGGGGGGCCUCCUCGUCGGCCCACCACCCCAUCACCACCUACCCGCCCUACGUGCCCGAGUACAGCUCCGGACUCUUCCCCCCCAGCAGCCUGCUGGGCGGCUCCCCCACCGGCUUCGGAUGCAAGUCGAGGCCCAAGGCCCGAUCCAGCACAGAAGGCAGGGAGUGUGUGAACUGCGGGGCAACCUCCACCCCACUGUGGCGGCGCGACGGCACCGGGCACUACCUGUGCAACGCCUGCGGGCUCUACCACAAAAUGAACGGACAGAACCGGCCCCUCAUCAAGCCCAAGCGGAGGCUGUCUGCAGCCAGGAGAGCAGGGACGUCCUGCGCAAACUGUCAGACCACCACGACCACGCUCUGGAGGAGGAAUGCCAACGGGGACCCUGUCUGCAACGCCUGCGGGCUCUACUACAAGCUGCACAAUAUUAACAGACCCCUGACCAUGAAGAAGGAAGGCAUCCAGACCAGAAACCGGAAAAUGUCUAGCAAAUCGAAAAAGUGCAAAAAGGUGCACGACACGCUGGAGGACUUCCCCAAGAACAGCUCGUUUAACCCGGCCGCCCUCUCCAGACACAUGUCCUCCCUGAGCCACAUCUCGCCCUUCAGCCACUCCAGCCACAUGCUGACCACACCCACGCCCAUGCACCCGCCGUCCAGCCUGUCCUUCGGACCUCACCAUCCUUCCAGCAUGGUCACCGCCAUGGGUUAGAGGCCUGCUCGACGCUCACCGGGCUCCACGCGGGAGUCCCCGAAGCCCCUUCGACUUGCAUUUGUGCAGGAGCAGUAUCAUGAAGCCCGAAGGCCAUGGAUAUACGUUUUCGAAGGCAGAAAGCAAAAUGAUGUUUGCCACUUUGCAAAGGAGCUCGCUGUGGUGUCUGUGUUCCGACCACCGAAUCUGGGUCCCAUUUGUGAAUAAGCCAUUCAGACUCUCAUCCCCUAUUUAACAGGGUCUCUAGUGCUGUGAAAAAAAAAAUGCUGAACAUUGCAUAUAACUUAUAUUGUAAGAAAUACUGUACAUUUGAGGAAGACUCUAUUGCAUCUGGGUAGCUGUCAGGCAUGAAGGAUGCCAAGAAGUUUAAGGAAUAUGGGGGAAAAUAAAGUAUGGGAUUAAGAAGAAACUAGGUCUGAUAUCCAAAUGGACAAACUGCCAGUUUUGUUUCCUUUCACUGGCCACAGCUGUUUGAUGCAUUAAAAGAAAAAAAAAAACAAAAAAGAAAAAA
Molecule: messenger RNA, 2405 nt
Organism: Propithecus coquereli (Coquerel's sifaka)
Lineage: Eukaryota; Metazoa; Chordata; Mammalia; Primates; Indriidae
Gene: GATA3
Product: GATA binding protein 3
Exons: 6
Coding region: 560-1894 (444 amino acids)
Biological process (GO): embryonic organ development; immune system development; cell fate commitment
Cellular component (GO): nucleus
Molecular function (GO): DNA-binding transcription factor activity, RNA polymerase II-specific; RNA polymerase II cis-regulatory region sequence-specific DNA binding; zinc ion binding
Source: RefSeq, a predicted model, not a curated record